Messenger RNA from Metarhizium brunneum ARSEF 3297, 2778 nucleotides. It is a transcript of the gene LONP2, whose product is annotated as Lon protease 2, peroxisomal. Lineage: Eukaryota; Fungi; Ascomycota; Sordariomycetes; Hypocreales; Clavicipitaceae. Gene Ontology annotation, biological process: protein processing; protein targeting to peroxisome; protein quality control for misfolded or incompletely synthesized proteins. Gene Ontology annotation, cellular component: peroxisomal matrix. Gene Ontology annotation, molecular function: ATP hydrolysis activity; ATP binding; ATP-dependent peptidase activity. The record is from RefSeq and is a predicted model, not a curated record.
AUGGGCAGAUCACAGACUGCAUCUCUCCCCAUUAUCCCGCUCGCCAGAGGCACCGUCCUGCUCCCUGGCCUAAUUCAGCGAAUCUCGGUCACUUCGAGCCGCCCCGAUAUCCCCGCGCUCCUCGCCCACGUCUACGAACAAGCUGCCGCCAAAGGCCCGGAGGGACGGAUCGACAGUAUACCCAUCGCUUGCGUUCCGCUCUCAUCACCCUUCGUGGGCCCCACGGGCCAGCUUCUCAUCAACAAUGGAGAGGAGAUUGACACCUCGCAGCUUGCCGAGGUGAAUCCCGGCAGUGCCAACAAGGCCGAUGUCUUUGGAUUUGGUGUUGCCGCCAAGAUUGUCGGCAUUGAUGGGCGCGGUGCCGGCGAGUUUGCGCUCCGUGUUGAAGGUACUUCUCGUGUCAGAGUAGAUAACAUCUCUCGCGAGCGACCCUUUUUCCAGGGCAGGGUUACAUACUUUAGCGAUGAAAUUGAUAUGGCCGACAAACAGCUCCAGGAUCUUUUUGGCUUGCUCAAAGCUCAGUCUCGCGAACUCGUUACCAUCUUAAGAAUCUCGUCGCUGUUACCACGUACUAAGAAUGGACCGGCAUUGUCACCCGGGCUUACGAAACGGCUCGAAAUGCUCAUCAUGCGACGCGAGAUCAAGGAAGCAGGGCUCCUGGCUGACUUCAUGUCAAACCUUGUCGAGGCGUCACACGAGGAGAAGCUGGGCGUGCUAGCUGCGCUGGAUGUCAAGGUCAGAAUCACAAAGGUCAUUGAGCUGCUGGAGCGGCAAGUAGGGGGCAUUAAGAACAAUUUCAAGAUUACUACAUUCACCUCCGUCCCUGUCCAGAUUCUCGACAGGCUAAAUGACAAUCCUAACAAGAGGAACAGCUCAGGUCUGCCAAUUCCCGGCGUCAACUUCCUUUCGGGCGCUGGUCAGAUGCCAUCUGGCAACGAUCAGGGAGACGAGCAAGAGGCCAAUGAGCUGGAUGAGCUGAAAAAGAAGCUGCAAAAUGCCCAGCUCCCAGCCGAGGUGGCCAAGACUGUUGAUAGAGAGCUGCGACGGCUGCAGAAGAUGAUGCCCAUGAAUCAGGAAUAUCAAGUUACGCGCAACUGGCUUGAAACUCUGUCAGAGAUCCCCUGGGCAGCAGUAACAGAUGAUCGUCUGGGCCCUGAGACGCUGAACAGAGCACGGAAACAGCUUGAUGAUGACCAUUACGGCUUGGACAAGGUCAAGAAGAGGUUGAUCGAGUAUCUCGCCGUUCUUCGUCUGAAGCAGUCUUUGAACGACGACGUUGAGGAGCAAAUUCGUAAGGCCGAGGCAGAGAUUGCCCCUGAGCAUGAUUCUGGCAACCCGCCCACUGAGAGCGCUGCGAACCCAGAGAACAGCGCAAAACUCCAGAUCCUGAAAUCAAAGAGGAUGGUGGACAAGUCACCGAUUAUGCUUCUCGUCGGCCCGCCUGGAGUUGGCAAGACAAGUCUGGCCAAGUCCGUCGCCACGGCACUUGGAAGGAAGUUUCAUCGCAUCUCUCUCGGCGGCGUUAGAGACGAAGCCGAGAUUCGUGGACACCGUCGAACAUAUGUUGCUGCUAUGCCGGGCUUGAUUGUUCAAGGUUUGCGAAAGGUUGGCGUUGCCAACCCAGUCUUCCUCUUAGAUGAAAUUGAUAAGAUUGGUAUGGCCAGCGUCCACGGAGACCCCUCGGCCGCCAUGCUCGAGGUCUUGGAUCCAGAGCAGAACCAUACCUUCCAGGACCACUACAUAGGCAUGCCGAUCGACUUGUCCAAGAUCCUCUUCAUUGCCACAGCAAACAACUUGGACACCAUUCCCGCGCCGCUCCUGGACCGCAUGGAAAUGAUCUAUCUGCCGGGCUACACUACCCUAGAGAAGCGUCAUAUUGCCAUGCAGCACCUCGUUCCCAAGCAGAUACGAGCCAAUGGAUUAGUCGAGGACCAAGUCACCUUCAACAAGGAUGUUGUCUCCAAGAUUAUCGAGUCGUACACUCGUGAAUCAGGGGUUCGCAACCUGGAACGAGAGAUUGGGUCUGUAUGCCGUGCGAAAGCUGUGGAGUAUGCUGAGGCAAGAGAUGGCGGGAGUAUUGAAAAGUACAAGCCUCUUCUCACAAUCGAGGACAUUGAAAACAUUCUCGGCAUCGAAAAGUUUGAAGAGGAAAUUGCCGAGAAGAUCAGCCGCCCUGGUAUUGUUACGGGUCUCGUGGCCUACAGCACCGGCGGCAACGGUAGUAUAUUGUUUAUUGAAGUCGCCGACAUGCCUGGCAAUGGCAGGGUACAGCUGACGGGCAAGCUGGGCGAUGUCCUCAAGGAGAGUGUGGAAGUCGCCCUGACCUGGGUCAAGGCUCAUGCCUACGAGUUGGGUCUCACUCCUGAGCCUACGACGGACAUCAUGAAGGAGCGCAGCAUUCACGUACACUGUCCUUCUGGUGCGAUCCCCAAGGACGGGCCAAGCAGCGGUAUCGGACAGGCUAUUGCUCUCAUCUCCUUGUUUUCUGGCAAGCCUGUGCCUCCAACAAUGGCCAUGACGGGUGAAAUUUCUCUUCGCGGACGUGUCACGGCCGUUGGCGGCAUCAAGGAGAAGCUCAUUGGGGCUCUCCGGGCGGGCGUCAAAACAGUCUUGCUUCCAGCACAGAACAGGAAGGACGUCAAGGAUUUGCCGCAGGAAGUCAAGGACGGCCUACAAAUUGUACACGUUAGUCAUAUCUGGGAAGCGAUCCGCUUAGUAUGGCCGGACUCCCACUGGGCCGCGGAUAGUCACUACGCCGGCAUUGAGAGCCGGCUGUGA